Molecule: messenger RNA, 5980 nt
Organism: Lytechinus variegatus (green sea urchin)
Lineage: Eukaryota; Metazoa; Echinodermata; Echinoidea; Temnopleuroida; Toxopneustidae
Gene: msh4
Product: mutS protein homolog 4-like
Exons: 26
Coding region: 278-3019 (913 amino acids)
Biological process (GO): reciprocal meiotic recombination; mismatch repair
Cellular component (GO): nucleus
Molecular function (GO): ATP binding; mismatched DNA binding; ATP-dependent DNA damage sensor activity
Source: RefSeq, a predicted model, not a curated record
AGGGGUGACGAAAACAGCAAAUUACACAGCGGUGCUUUGAAGAUAUAUGAUUAUUGUCCUAUGAAACAAUUUUCAAGUAUUUUCUCUUUCAGAUGACAUAUAGAAGUAAGGAUAUUGUAGCUAAUUGAAAGAAACAUAAAGGAAAAUACGUAAACUGAGCGACGAUUGGGCAGCGUACAGGUAUAUAACGUCGCGUCGGUACAAAAUAGGAUGACGGUAUCAUUAGUAGAAGAACAAAGUUAGACUUAGACUUCACAUUAGUUCUAGCUGGAGCGGUAUGAAGUUGGGUUCAGAAUACAAUUUUGAAAUCUAUGGCACAGCUGCAGGUAGUAGUAAGACUCCUGCUUGCACCAGGCCUCUUAAUAACUCAGCAUGGAGCAUAACUGGACCAUCCACAUCUGUAUCAUGUAUCACCAGCAACAGCUCUAAGGAAUAUGGUACAGUUUCAUCAAACUUGCCUAUGUCAUCCCGAGCUAAUACAACUCUGAUGUCAUCAGCAACAAGUAGGGCACUACAGAGGGCUGCUAGUUCUGGAAGAUCAUGGAGUUACACCCCUCUUACAUCAAGUGGUGGUAGACUAAGAACUCCUGGACGGACUCCUGGGAGAACACCCGGGUCUAGGAGUACAGUAUUUGGAAGCUCAAGUACAACCCUUGGCGUCAAUCCUCAGUCUUCGGUUCUUGUAGCCAUUGUAGAAGGGAGAGGUGUAGCUCAGGGUGAAAUAGGAAUGGCUAGUAUUGACCUGAAGCAGCCUGAACUGAUAUUAUCACAGUUUUCAGAUAGUCAGACGUAUGUGAAAGUAACAACAAAGCUUCAAGUAUUGCAGCCUAUUGAGAUCAUUAUGCCUCAUACAGCAUGUGAAGGAGGAGCAAUGACAAAGCUUUUCAAGCUUAUUAGUGAUAAUUUCCAGGGUCUUGAUGUUACAACAGUCCAGCGAAAAUAUUUCAAUGAAACAAAAGGGCUGUCAGUAGUCAAGCAGUUAUGUGUUGCAGACUUCAGUGCAGUUGAAAUGGAAAUCACAUCAAAAUACUACUGCCUUGCAGCGGCAGCUGCUCUAUUGAAGUAUGUAGAGUUCAUCCAGAAUUCUGUUUAUGCACCAAAUUCAUUGAAAGUGGUCUUCAAAGGGAGUGAGCAAUCGGCUGUAAUAGAUGCAGUUACAGCUAGAAACCUUGAGCUUGUUCAGAACCGUAAAGAUCCCAAGAGUGAUCACACAUUGUUUGGCGUUCUCAAUUACACAAAGACUAUGGGAGGAGCUCGUUUGAUGAGGUCAAAUAUCUUACAGCCGCCACUGAAUGAAGAAACCAUUAAGCUUCGCUUGGAUGUUGUAACUGAGUUAACAGAGAGUGAGGAACUCUUUUACAAUUUGCAAUCAGUUCUGUCUAGGUUUAUUGAUGUGGAUCAUCUUCUGUCAUUGUGUGUUCAAAUCCCAAAGGAAGAAUCUGUGAAAUCAUCUGAGCAAAAGAUCACUAAUAUCAUCUACUUGAAGCACACUCUAGAGCUCGUUGAACCACUCCGUCUGGCUCUUCAGUCAGCCAAGUCAAAACUCCCUCAAGCAUAUCACAAGACUUUACAAGAUAGUCGAUUUCAGCAGAUCUUAGAAAAGAUUGGCACAGUGAUUAAUGAUGAAACCAGAUAUCAGAAAGGGGCUCUUAACAUGAGGACUCAGAAGUGCUUUGCUGUCAAACCAGAAAUUAAUGGUUUACUUGAUGUGGCAAGGAGGACCUACACAGAACUUGUUGACGAUAUUUCUGGCCUUGUUUUCACAGAGAUGAUCAAACAGCUCUCAGAUGAACAUGGUCUGUUGCUUAGGACCAAUUACAGUACAGCUAGAGGAUUUUUCAUCCAACUCUACAGUAAAGGCAAACACAGCAUCCCUAUAGAAUCUCUACCUUCGGUCUUUAUCAAGGUUGUCAAGGCAAAGAAUAUGCUCAGCUUCACUACAACAGAUCUGAUCAAAAUGAAUGACAGAGUAAGAGAGUCACUCAAUGAGAUCUACCUCAUGACUAAUGUUGUUGUGAGCCAGUUGCUGAAUGACAUCAGAGAGCAUGUAGGCUGCCUAUACAAGCUAGCUGAAUGUGUUUCUGUCAUUGACAUGCUUGUUUCCUUUGCCCAUACAUGUACUCUCUCAGACUAUGUGAGACCAGAUUUCACUGAUACUUUAGCUAUCAAGCAGGCAAAGCACCCAAUCCUAGACAAGAUCUCCUAUGAUCCACCCAUUCCAAACAACAUUUAUGCAUCAGAGGAGAGUAACUUUCUUAUCAUAACUGGUCCAAAUAUGAGUGGCAAGUCAACCUACCUGAAGCAGAUAGCACUACUACAAAUCAUGGCUCAGAUAGGUUGUUAUGUACCAGCAGAGUAUGCAUCUUUUAGGAUCUGUGAUCAAGUCUUCUCAAGGAUUGGAUGUGAUGAUGACAUUGAAACAAAUGCAUCAUCAUUUACGUUAGAGAUGAGAGAAGUGAAUUACAUUGUGCAGAACUGUUCUCAUGAAUCACUGGUCAUCAUUGAUGAACUAGGAAGAGGUACUAGUAGUGAUGAAGGUGUUGGUAUCUGUCAUGCUAUCUGUGAAUACCUUCUCAGUCUGAAAGCAUUCACAUUCUUUGCAACACACUUCAUGGAACUAGCCAAUCUGGAUGCUCUCUAUCCCAAUGUUGAAAAUUAUCACUUCCAAGUGGAGCAAAGUCAAGCUGAAGGUUUAGAUAACAACAUGAUCAACUACACUCACAUCUUAUCAAGAGGGAGAACAACAGAACAGUACUAUGGUAUCAAGUUAGCAGAGAUAUCCACCUUACCGCCAUCUAUUGUAAGAGAGGCCAAGAAAUUGUCACAGAAAUUAGCUCAUCAAAGGAAGACCCAACUAGAAUCUGUCAAAAGGGACCUGAAGAUGAGACCCCUCUUUAGACUAGCCAACAGGUUGCUUCAAGCUGCAAGGAGUUCCAAGUUAGACCAAGCUGGUCUAAGAGAGUACCUCAAAAUACUGAAGGAGAGUUACUUCAAAGAAAUGGGAUCAUCAGAAGAAUGAUGGGAAAUCAUUUCAACUUGCUUACAGACUCAUCAAAGCUACAAAGAAUUCAUCGUAAUGGGAGGUUCCAUGAAAUGUGUAUGCCAAACUGUAUGUGUGGGACUUUCCUGAAGUCCAAUCUAGUUGCUAGACUAGCCUUUCCCAAUAAAUAGAGACUUCAGAGUUCAUUUUCAAAGAUAUCCCUUAGCUUCUCUGAACAGUUGUAAAGCACAACCCUGUCAAGGUGGGUAUAUUUAUGUAGAAUUAUAAGAGUGCUGGUUUUUAUUAACUGGACAAGAGGUCUUAUCAAAGCCUGAAAUUUACAGACCUGAUUUACAGGUCUAACCGAUGAUUUGCUGUAAAUUAUCAAACUGAAUUCAUUAAGAAAUCUGAAAAGAAAAUCCUGAGUUAAUAGCCAAACUUGUGAAUUUAGUAUAAAUGAGAGAAAUUCUUGUGAAUAAUCUUUAUUUUGAAGUAUAAACCUCAAUAUACUGCAUAGGUUGACAUUUUUAAGACCAGGUUAUGCAAAGCAUUGUUAUUGCCUCUUCAAAGUGGAUAUUUUGCAUAAGUGUAACAGAUUUACAUGGUCUUCAGAGGUUUGAAUUAAUUAGGUUGACCUAUACUCACAAUUGAUAGCAUCUGUAUUAUGUAUUUAUAUAAUGUUAAAUUUGCAGUCCUACUCAGUAAUGUGCACACUUGUGGAAAAAUGUACAGACUUGAGCCCGGAGCACACUUUAUGAUUCGUUGCUAUCCGAAUUUAAAAGAUAUGGUAAUGACAUUUGAUUAUGAACAUUCCAGUCAAUAAAACAAUAGCAAUUAGAGUUCAGAAAAGUGGUAGGACUACUAAAGUUUUUUCAAUUCAAAAGCGUAAUCAUCGACUGCGAUUUAAAGCAGAUUUGGACUUUACCCCAACCACAGGACUUGCUGCCAAGCAAACUUGUGAUUUAUUAUUAACAUUAUACUGAAUUUCAAAUGAAAUAAAUUUACUUCUUGAAAUUCACACAUUUAAUGCAAAAUGCAAUUUAUCUUAAGUCGUGUCGUAUCAGAUCGCAUAGCGUGUGCGUUGGGCUUGCAGUUUGGUGUGCACAUUUGAACUGUAUAAUACAUAUUUAAAAUGUUCAGAUGCGUCACGUUUAGUUUGUGGGAAUAUUUGAAGAAAUGUUAAAUUCUAUCUAUACCUUUGGUAAGGUUCAAUAAUGUAAAAUAGACUAUCAUCUAAUGUUCUAAUCUUAAAAAGUGUAGUGACUGAAAAAAUAAAUGUUAAUUUUUAAAAUAAAAUUUGAAUUUUACCUUUAAGAUACAUGUAUUGCUCUUUCUUGGUAGUUCUUUUUAGCUACAAAGACUACAUCCUAAUACAUCUUUACAAAAAAUCUGAUCUAUGCUUGAGAAGUGGUUUUCUAAACCAAAAGAAAAAUUCAGUUUAUGUAAAUGUAGUUGGGAUACUAGCCAGUUUUAAUCACUAUUUGACAUAUCAACUUCUUACUUGGUCCAAGUAUGCAUACAUAAUUGAUGAUGAUCUAAUUGGAAAUUGCCAUUUGGUUUACACCUUCUUUAUCUACUAUCAGUUUGGUCUCAUUUAAGACUCAUUCUUGGUCUCUUUCUUGACCCCUGCUUGGGGCUGGACCCCACCAAAGACUUAGUCGGGCCCCCAGGACCCUCGGACAUUGGUUGUCCAGAUUUUGCAUUUCUAAAUGUUGGCAGGUAUGUGAAUGUGAACUAGACUAAUUGGGUAUUAAAAUAAGUGUAGUGGAGAUCAAACAUCAAUAUUUGAUUUAGUAUUAGAUUAUCUGAGAUGUAAUACCAAGUGAAUGUAAACUGACCUGAUUAGUUUUUAGGUAUCAAGGGUAAAGGUUGGAGGUCCUAACAUAUAUUGAAAUAUCUUGUUUUCAUGAUAAAGAACCGCAUGAGGUUUGGUGUGGUUACCAGAUUAGACUUGGGUUUAACCUAGGUUUAAUUAUCAGAAUCCCAUUCACAGAGUUCCAGAAAUGCUUGUUACUAUGGUGAUUCAUGAAAAUUAAAAUGCAUGAAAAUCAUAAAUAUCUCAUUAACAAAUAUGUCUGAUGUACCAUGUUUUACCUGCAGAGUAAAUCUGCCACUUCUUGAAUUUGUUCCAAGCAUGUGACAUUAAAAUUUCCUUUCAAUGAAUGGUCAUCCAAAUUUAAUGUCAAUUCAAGAAAAAAAGCCAUUCCGUAAGAAUGGUUUGGCUUUCAUGAUAUCAUCAAAAAUUUAUUUAGCAAACUUGUUAAAAGAAUAAGUUUGUAAAUUCAAAGUGUAAAUAUUCAGAAGUGAUUAUCUCUGAAAUAUUUUUCUUCAAGCUUGUGAGGAUGAUCUGGUGAGAGUGGUCAUGACAUUAAUGAAUAUACAUGUAUCUUGUUCUACCAAAUUUGAUAACAGUGUAAGAGAUCAGAUUAAAUGUAAAUUGUAUGCAUAUGCAAGUCCCGGGGGGGGGGUCACUUUCAUUGACGAAUGGAUACUAGGCACAACCGUGGUGUUUCAAAAAAGCGCCCUAAACCAGUAUUAUCCAUAUUCUGAAAAUGCACCCCAUAACAAGUAUUGGCAUGUGAAACCCUACUCUUCUAUGAUAAGAAAUGAAAUGGUAACCUUGACAAGUAUUCCCUGAAUUGACCCCUAAACAAGUACAGCAAUAUUUUGAUUGUUAUGUCACAGACAUGAUCACGGACGUUGGCUUUACCCUUACAUUGGGUUUAGUACCGCCUCGCCUCACUCAAAUCGGACUCAGUUGGGGCAAAAAGUAAAACCUUUAUAAGAGCAUUUCAGUCUUUUUAUACCCUCGCAAAUUUGACAGUAAACACAUAGCUUUCCUAGCGAAAUAUAUACCCUUUUUCAGUAUUUUAGUGGGUUUUUAUUAUACCUUUCUUAUGUUACUUGUGUAACCUGCUUGAAUUUUGAAAAAGAGAUCCUUCAUGCCUGGUAUUCACUCGUCAAUGAAAGUACCCCCCCCCCCUCCCCCUGAUGCAAGUA